This is a messenger RNA of Leopardus geoffroyi (Geoffroy's cat), 1857 nucleotides long. RefSeq lists its product as uncharacterized. NCBI's taxonomy places the organism in Eukaryota, Metazoa, Chordata, Mammalia, Carnivora, Felidae. The record is from RefSeq and is a predicted model, not a curated record. The transcript has 2 exons. Bases 86 to 1051 code for a protein of 321 amino acids.
AGGGCACCUGAGCGGGGAGCGGGGGUAAGCAGCCAGUGCACGCACCCACCUCGCCUACUUAGCACCAGUGCUCGCUUGGGGAGACAUGCUGUUUGGAGGCCAUAAGCACAGCAGACACAGACCCGACCGGGAGCGCGUGCACCUGAGCGUGCCUCCGCAUGACCCUGGACGUGACCUUGCUCUGUCCACGUAUCGUGGAAAUUGUUUUAAUGGAAAUGGUUCCUGCGUCAAUUGUAUGCUCUUACAUACAAUUGAACAUACAAUUGAACCUCUGAACCAAGGCUGCAAGAGGGCCCUUCAGACUAGACGCCCUCCACCUCCUGGGAGGCUCGCACACGGACGUGGACAUGGACAGACACACAGACAGAUACAGGCACAGACAGACGCACGUAGAAACGGACACAGAGACAUGGACAGACUGACGGACACACACGAACAGACACAGGCCUACUGCCAUGUCUCCCCAGGCUCCUCUGGUCGUGGUUUCCCGUCCCCGUUGUCCUCAAGGAGGGCUCUGGGACGUGUGCGAGGUCCCUCCGGGAAGGCCUGGAGCCACGGGCUCGGGAGAGUCUCUUGUGGUGGUGGCGUUUCCCAGAUGGCGGUGUGUCUUGUGGCUCACGUUGAAAGCCGGACGCUUGUGCGGGGUAAGUGGCACCGAGCGAGGAAGGCCUUUCUGAUGGGCUUUGUGUUCUCUUGGCCAGAGACAGGCUGCGCUUGCCGGUGGCCUCGGCACCAGGGCUCAGAGGCCGUGUCGUCUCCCCUUCUGGCUCUGGGCGUCCCUGGACACCCUCCCUCGGCAGCAUCUGUGUCUUCAGGCGGCCACACGUGCGGGACGGAGCGUCUGGGACCUUUCCUCCAGGGCACAGCGUCCCACGCUCAGCCCAGGCCUGCCCUGAUGGGGACCAGUCCCCGUGGGGACCGAGCCCUCCUCUCGGGUGGAGGUGUCUGCAUCCUCACCAGGAGAACCUGGUGUGGUUCCUGGAGGCAAAACCGUGAAGAUGUGGAGUCUGUCCUUGCUCAGCCUUCGUCAACUCGUGAAAAUGACCGUUAGGUGUUUCUGCCAGUUUCUGGGUGCCAGUGACCCUCUGUCUCCGUAGACUCAAAGUGGCUGUUUCCCUGUGACCUCAGUCCUCUGGUGUGGACGAGGACAGCGUGAGGACCAUCCUUCUCACAGGGUCCAGGACGCGGGAUCCCCCCCCCCCCACCACCCCUGUCUGGGGAGAAGCUGGGGUGGUUCUGCCGUUACCUGGGGGCCAGAGACUUUGCUCCCAAAGGACAGGCUGGUCCUACCUUCUGUGCCCGCCCUAUCCUGUGGUGACCCUUCUACCUCCUGUCCCCCUCGCGGCUUCCCCUCCAACUGCAGGUGGGGCUGGAGGGCACACAGGUUUUCAGGCACGUCAGGGGCUCGGUCCCCAGGAGACGUGCAGGGACCUGAGGUGUCCUUCCCUCUCCCAAUACCCCCCUGCCCCUGGGCCCCACACAUCCUGCAACCCAGGGCCAUAUAGGACAGACGUGGGCUGACUUGGGCAAGGCAGCACCUGACUGACAUGGCAAGUCUGGGCCUGGGUGUCCAGCUGGUGGCCGCCAACCGCCGGGCCUGUGGGGCCCCUGAAACCUGCCCUCCGCAGACAUGUGGAAGGACACAGCGCAGGGCAAGGGACACAGAGCAUCUUGGCAACAACUUUACAUUUCGGUUACAUUUCGGCCAAAAUUAUAUCUGGGGUACGUUGGUUUAAAUGGCAUAUUAUUAAAGCUAACGACAUCUGUUUCUUUUGGGGCUUUUAUUUAUUUAUUUUUAUGUUUAUUUUUGAGAGAAAGAGAGGGAGACAGAGCGCCAGCAGGGGAGGGGCAGAGAGA